AUGUUUUUAAUUAAAAAAGAAAAAACACUAUAAAUCCGUCUCUCUCAUUACCUCUCUCUCAUUUCUAGGGUUUUCUCUCUCCUCUCUCCUCUCUCUCUUUCAGGUUUCUCUCUCCUCUCUCCUCUUUGUCUCUCUUUCUCUCUCCAGAAGGGCAAAAUCCUAAAGAGACGUUUACACCCCCCAAUGGUAAAGGUAAUUGCCUUUAUUACUCGAGGACUCUUUGAUAGCCUCGAUGAUCAGGGUGACAAUGCUGCUGGUGACCGGUCCCAGAACAUAUCAGAAGCUGAUAUCAGGAUUGCAAUGUUAUUAGUGGUUGUGCUAAAAAAUAUAACAGAAAUACUGAUUUUCCCCCCUUUGCUGUAUUGUUGACAAUGUACAGCUUUCAUGGACGACGAUGCAUUGAACAUGCGCAAUUGGGGUUAUUAUGAACCGUCAUACAAGGAGCCACUAGGUCUCCAGCUAAUGCCAGCCAUGGUAGACCGUGAUUCGAAGCAUCUCCUACCCAGGCGUGAUCCGAAUAACAUCAUGGUUGGUGCCACUGGAGCCUACCUUCCGCGUGAUUCUUUGGUUUCGGAUGCCUCUAUGCAUAUGAAUUAUAUGAGGGAUAGUUGGAUAAACCGGGAGAAGUUUUUAAAUAUGCUACCCCCAAAUCCUAGUUAUGUUGUUCACCCUGAAACUUCUGGAGCUCAGUCCAUGCCAAUGUUACAGCCACCCGAUUCAUCAAGGGAUGAGAGGGUGAGUAGGAUGGAGGAGCCUAGUGUAAGUAAGGAAGGUAGCCAGCUGAAGAAAAGACAAGUUGGGGGUACCGCCCCCAAAACUCCCAAACCUAAGAAACCUAGAAAGCCAAAAGAUGGUAACAACAAUACAGUUCAGCGUGCGAAGCCAGCUAAGAAAAGUGUGGAUGUUGUUAUAAAUGGGAUUGAUAUGGACAUUUCAGGUAUCCCAAUUCCGGUCUGCUCAUGUACCGGAACUCCUCAGCAAUGUUAUCGAUGGGGCUGUGGAGGAUGGCAGUCUGCAUGUUGCACCACAAAUGUCUCGAUGUAUCCUCUGCCAAUGAGUACCAAAAGACGCGGUGCAAGGAUAGCUGGAAGGAAAAUGAGUCAGGGUGCAUUUAAGAAGGUACUGGAGAAGCUCGCGGCUGAAGGUUAUGACUUUGCUAACCCAAUUGAUUUAAGGACUCACUGGGCAAGACAUGGAACCAACAAGUUUGUCACUAUCAGGUAGAUUUACUUUGUUGGUACCAGUAAUGGGACUCCCAUUACCUGUGGCCUGCUUCUCUUGUAUAUAUCCGUGGCCUCUUGCGGAGAUCUAUUUGGUUCGUUGUAGUUCAAGAAUUUUCAGCCAUGAUACAUGUUUUCGAAAUUCAGACAUCUAGUCUUUUCGAAAUUGUUGUUAACUUUUCAUUUUCGUCUGUGUUAAAAAGCCAACCAGUAAGUUCUGGCACCCGGAUGUAGGAUGUGGAUGAGUUUAUUUUGUUGGAUUGGAUUCUCUUUUCUGCGGUUAAUUUCAUUUUAUUAAAGAUUAUCAAUUGAAUUCUCCUUUCACCA
Molecule: messenger RNA, 1547 nt
Organism: Populus nigra (black poplar)
Lineage: Eukaryota; Viridiplantae; Streptophyta; Magnoliopsida; Malpighiales; Salicaceae
Product: protein BASIC PENTACYSTEINE2-like
Exons: 2
Coding region: 385-1224 (279 amino acids)
Biological process (GO): response to ethylene
Cellular component (GO): nucleus
Molecular function (GO): DNA-binding transcription factor activity; sequence-specific DNA binding
Source: RefSeq, a predicted model, not a curated record